GAGACUUGGUUGUGUAGCUGAAGGUUUGUUUCCGGUUACAUCAGCUUGUAUGUGGAAAUGGACUAAUCUGACUCUUAGUAAAAAAACUGAUGCAUUCUGUUUGGAAGGACAUAUGAGUGUUGACAGAAAAGUUUUGAGGUGAGGUGAUGUGAAAUAGGGUUAAAUGUCGCGUUAAAUACACGAUUGUCCAUUUUUCCGCCAUCUUACCGGAAAUAAAAAACGUCGACGAUGCGCGCGCCGAUUUCGACAAGGACCUCACAUAUCACUGUUGUCCCUGCGUCAUUCAGCAUCACUAUCGUCUCCGCUUUCUUCGCUACUGGACGUAUUUACGAGCUUUACCGACUACGUAUUUGUACACCAUGGCAGAUUUGAGCGAUAUGAGUCUGGAGAAAUUUCUUUUGUGGACUGUCACAUCGUUGAAAGCAUUCCUUUCGUUGCGGAAAAAGUCGGUUGAGGGCAACCAUGAUGAACUUGUAGCAAGGUCUUUCAUCGCCUGGGAGGAGAAAACUCCAGUGAACAUUGAUGCUGAGCAUGAAGAGAGGAAGCUACUUUCUGAAUACAAGGAGAAGCUCCUAGUGGAUGGACAGGUUCUUCAAGAUCCUUUUUCCUUGGAUGUUGGAUGGAUUAGGGAAGAGGAAGGAAUCAACAUGUGGCCGUCAGUGUACAUUACAGAUAUAGCCAGUUACUUGAAUGAGAGAACUCCAGAGGACCUUGUAAGACAGAUCAUCAAUGAAUACAAAGUUGGUAAAGCUUAUAGGUAUUAUUCAUGUGACUGGGUGAAAGAGAUUUUGUACCACAACAUAAGGGACAACAGUUCAUUGUGUCUACUGAAAGCAAAAGUCAUGCCAUCAAUGUCCCUGAAUUCACCUGCAUAUGCUGUCUGGGCUGCCAUUGCAAAGGAGUCUGGAACUCAAGCUGGUGGAAGGGUCCUCAGUGCAUACUGUACAUGCACUGCAGGUAUGUUGGGUUCAUGCAACCACAUUUCCGGACUUCUGUUUCGUGUUGAAGCAGCCGUCGUAACUGGCGCAACAGAUAAGACGUGUACAGACAAGCAAUGUGAAUGGACCAUUCCCAAACAGAGAGUGUCCCUCAACCCUGUGCCUGCUGUCGACCUUUCAUGGACGAAGGACCAUUUUUACAAACAUGGCAAGACAACAAAACGUCCUGUGAUAAACAAGACAAGCUUCACCCCAUUGAGCAGGAAACAACAAGAUCUUGUCAAGGACAAAGUCCAGAUCCGAAACAAGCUGUCGGCAAUUGCAGGAAGAUGUGCACCAGAAGCUCGGUUCCAUAAGAUGAUGAAAAAAGAAGCCCCAGCUCCAUUGCCUGUAUGCGUUCCAAGCUUGCCUGCCAUGGUAGAUCAGUUUUGUGCCACAACACCAGAAACAUCAAAUAAGACCCCUGAAGCAUUCAUCAAACAACUUAGUUCUUCUGUUGCUCAAUGUAACCAACUAACAUCGGCUACAGAGAAUCAGGGAGGUGUUGAGUGGAAGAUGCAGAGGAAGGGUCGAAUAACAGCAAGCAAUUUCCGGCGCGUCUACACCAGGAUGGAGACCCUUGACAGGGACGAUUCUGCCGACCGAUCAGCACUGAUUAAUCAUGUCAUGGGAUACAGUGAGAGCGUACAAACAAUCGACAUGAAACAUGGUGUUUCCUGUGAGCCCCAUGCAAAGUUGCGAUAUGCAAAAGUAAUGAAAAAGAUCCACAAGAAAUUUAAGUCAUCCGACUCUGGGAUUGUUGUUUUACCCAACAAGCCAUAUAUUUCAGCAAGCCCUGAUUUAAUAAUCGAUUGUGAAUGCUGCGGUAAGGGACUUUGUGAAAUUAAAUGCCCAGCAACCAUCAAAUCCGAAAUACCCUCAGUUGACAAUGUGAACUUUAUAGAAAUAAAUGAUGGGGAUCUAUGUAUUAAGACAACAGAUAGAUAUUAUGCUCAGAUACAGGGUCAGAUGGGAAUUCUCAAUAGGAUGUACUGUGACAUAUUUAUAUUUACAUUUCAUGGACAUUUGUGUGUCAGAGUACCAUUUGACAAAUUGUAUUGGACAGAUAUGCUUGCGAAAAUGGAUAAAUUCUGGUUGAAGUUUGUAUUGCCAGCAUUGUUUUCUAAAGAUGUGAAAGGUGCUUUGGCUGUGACAGUACCCAUAUCUAUGACACCAAAAAGCAAAAAUGACACUGUGGUGCUCCUGAAUGUUGCAGCAAGGGGAACCAGCUCCAAGAGAAAACAGAAGAGGGUUGAUGGUGCAAGUCAGGCAAAGAGGGCAAAACGUGCAGUAAGGGCGCCACUGUUUCUCUGUCCUGUCUGUGGACAGCAGUGCAUCGACGAGCCAUCCAGUCGACUUGAGGAGUCCAUCCAGUGCAGUUGUUGCAAUAUGUGGUGCCAUUUAAGAUGUGGUGGUGUUGUAGAUGUGCCAGAGGAUGAUGAUUCCUGGUUUUGCCCAAAGUGUAUGACUUAAACAUGACAUUGUGAAUUUGUAUUAAUUGCAUUGUUUGCAUUGUAGUUUGUGCUAUACUAUCAGUUAAGGGGUAUAUUCAAUAUCUGUUAAUACUCAAUAGGUUGAUUUGUUUAAACUUGCAUUAACUUUACAUGUUUGUUUGCAUGUGACCACGAUGAUUGAAUUGAAACAUCACAGUCAUUGUAAUAAAGAAGUUGUACAGGUACCGGUGUAACAGU
This is a messenger RNA of Haliotis rufescens (red abalone), 2668 nucleotides long. RefSeq lists its product as uncharacterized. Gene Ontology annotation, molecular function: zinc ion binding. NCBI's taxonomy places the organism in Eukaryota, Metazoa, Mollusca, Gastropoda, Lepetellida, Haliotidae. The record is from RefSeq and is a predicted model, not a curated record. The coding region runs from base 360 to 2450 and encodes 696 amino acids. The transcript has 2 exons.